AUGGCGGGCCUGAGCAGCGGCAGCAUCAUCGUGCUGGACGACGACGACGAGGACGAAGCCCCCGCGGCCCCCGCGGCCCCCGCGGCCCCCGCGGCCCUCGCCCCCCGCACCAACGGGGCCGCCCACCACGGGGGCGCCGGCGACGGCGGCCCCCGCAGGACCUACAAGCUGGAGAACGAGAAGCUGUUCGCCGAGUUCCUGGAGUUCUGCCGGGGCCAGACGGGCGAGCACCCGGAGGUGGUGCCCUUCCUGGCCGGCCGCUACGAGCGGGCCGGGCCCGACUUCCUGGCCUCGGCCGAGUUCCGCAACGUGCUGAGCCGCUGCCUGGCGCGGGCGCGGACCCGCCAGGCCAAGAAGCUCUACGUCUACAUCAACGAGCUGUGCACCGUCCUCAAGGCCCACUCGGCGCGGCGCAAGCUGCCCCUGCGGCCGGCGGCGGCGGCGGCCCCGGCCGCCCCGUCGUCGUCGUCGUCGUCCCCGCCGCCCCCGCCGCCCCCGGCCGCCUCCCCCGGGGGCCCGCCGCCGGGCCCGCGGCCCCGCGGCUCUCGGCGCCAGAUCCGCCGCCUGGAGCAGCUGCUGGCCCUCUACGUGGGCGAGAUCCGCCGGCUGCAGGAACGCGAGCUGGACCUGUCGGAGCUGGACAGCCCGGACUCCCCGUACCUGCAGGAGGGCCGGCUGAAGCGCAAGCUGCUGCGCCUCUUCGUGCGGCUCUGCCAGCUGAAGGCCUGCAGCGCCCUGACGGGCCGCGUCACCGAGCGCCGCAUCCCCUACCGCGGCACCCGCUACCCGGAGGUCAACCGCCGCGUCGAGCGGCUCAUCAACCGGCCCGGCCCGGACGCCUUCCCCGACUACGGCGACGUGCUGCGGGCCGUGCAGGCCGCCGCCGCCCGCCACCGCCUGGGCCUGGCCCGCCGGCAGCUGCGCCUCCUCGCCCAGGACGCCUUCCGCGACGUGGGCACCCGCCUGCAGGAGCGCCGCCACCUCGACCUCGUCUACAACUUCGGCUGUCACCUCACCGACGCCUACCGCCCCGGGUCGGACCCGGCGCUGACGGACCCGGCCCUGACGCGGCGGCUGCGGGAGAACCGGGCGGUGGCCCUGACCCGCCUCGACGAGGUCAUCGCCAAGUACGCGCUGCUGCAGGACGAGAGCGAGGAGGGCGAACGCCAGCGCCGCCGGGCACGCGCCCCCGGCCCCGACCCCCGGCCCGACCCCGGCCCCGACCCCGGCCCCGCCACCGGUCCCAGUGGGGAAGCCCCCUCGGCCGGCCCGGCCCCCUCCCGCCCCCCGGCCCCGGCCGACCCCGCGGACCCCUCGGGGGCCCGCGAGGCGGAAGAGGAGGACGACGAGGAGGAGGAGGAGGAGGAAGAGGAGGAGGACGAGGAGGAGGAGGAGGACGACGACGAGGAGGAGGAGGAGUCUGAGACGGAGGAGGAGGAAGACGAAGAGGAGGAGGAGGAGGAGGAGGAAGAGGAGGGCGUGGAGCAGAGCCAGGAAGACGAAGAGGAGGCGGGAGAGCUGGACGAGGAGGAGCGGCGCCCGGACCCCCCCUUGCACCGGCCGGGGGACCCCGGCAGCGGCGCCUCGGCGGACCGGGACGACGGCGGGGACGGGGACGCCGACCGGGAGGACCGGGAGGAGGAGGAGGAGGGGGAGCCCCCGGCGGGCGGCGGCGACAGCCCGGCCUCCCAGCUCUUCGAGCUGGAGAUCGAGGCGCUGCCCCUGGACUCGGUGCCCUCCCCCGAGGACCCCUCGCCCCGCGGCCCCUCCCCGGGAGACGCCCCCGCCGCCCCCGCCCCCCGGAAGCGGCCCCUGGAGAACGGGGGCGCCGUCAGCUCCACCUCCCCCCCCGCCCCCAAGAGGGCCCGCCGGGCCGGACGCCCGGAGCUCGUCUCCCGCAGCACCGGCCGCGGCGCGGACGAGGCCGAAGACCGCCGGGCCGGGGGGCCCCGGGCCGGACCCCGGGACGCCGCCGCCGCCGACUCGUCCACCCGGGUGGACUCUCCCGGACACGGGCUGGUCACCAGCUCCCGCUCCAGCCCCCCGCCCCCACGGCCGCCCCGGCCCUCCCGGCCCCUGGCCCGCGUCGCCGACGCCUGCAAGAUGAGCGUGGCGACCCAGUGCGAUCCGGAAGAGAUCAUCGUCCUCUCCGACUCGGAUUAGCGGCCCCUGACCCCCCCGACCCCCGGCCGGACGGGGUGUGUGUGGGGGGGGAGGGGGCUCCCCUGCCCUCUGAUUUCUUUUAAAAAAAAAAAAAUAAUUUACAGCUUUUUACAAAAAGGAAAUAAAAAGAGAAUAAAACUUCUUUUCUUACAGGAGC
Ornithorhynchus anatinus (platypus) is the source of this 2320-nucleotide messenger RNA. RefSeq names its product death domain associated protein (gene DAXX). The record is from RefSeq and is a predicted model, not a curated record. Lineage: Eukaryota; Metazoa; Chordata; Mammalia; Monotremata; Ornithorhynchidae. The transcript is spliced from 9 exons. Gene Ontology annotation, molecular function: histone binding. The coding region runs from base 1 to 2163 and encodes 720 amino acids.